CGGAGCCCGCAGUCUUGCCAGUCUUGCCAGACGACUCUGACAGUCUUGCCUGGUGACCCGAUGCCCGCUGUCCCGCCAGACGAUGCCCCAGUCUUGCCUGACGACCAGUGACUCGGUGCCCGCCGCUCCGCCUGGGGACGACUCGGUGCCCGCCGCUCCGCCUGGGGGUCCGGUGCCCGCCGCUCCACCUGGGGGUCCGAGUGCCCGCCGCUCCGCCUGGGGGCCCGGUGCCCGCCGCUCCGCCUGGGGGCCCGAGACCUGUCGCUCCGCCUGGGGGUCCGGCGCCCGCCGCUCCGCCUGGGGGCCCGAGACCUGUCGCUCCGCCUGGGGGGGCCGGCGCCCGCCGCCCCGCCUGGGGGCCCGAGAC
This is a messenger RNA of Staurois parvus, 367 nucleotides long. The record is from the annotation of a GenBank genome assembly. NCBI's taxonomy places the organism in Eukaryota, Metazoa, Chordata, Amphibia, Anura, Ranidae.